AACAUGCCCGGGAUGCGUUCCCCCCAGCGGAAGAUCGCAGGCAGGCCGUUGACAGGUUGUUGAUAGGCCGCUCACUCCCCGCUGACCACCGCUAACCACCCCUAACCGCGUUGGAUUGCGCUCACGCGGGGGAGCCGCCUCGACUGACGAGCACAUCGCCGCGAAAAAUGGCGUCGAAGGAGCCAAGCCACGGCAACAGCAACAGCAACAGUAACAGCAAGAGCAACCUGUUCUUCCUGGCGGUGAGCAAAAACAAGGCAACGGUGUACGAGUACGACGUAAGCUUCAGCAGCUGCAUUGUUGAGGAUAUAGAGGAGCAGAUCAAACGGAGCGAAGCGGAUGGCGGGGUCCCCGGCGAAAGUGCGAAACGCGAGUGCGCUGAUGUGAAGGAGAGCAGGAGCAAUGGGACCCUGGCCGCAACGCACGCGAAAAAAACGGGGAACAAAUUCAACAACGACUUUGUGAUCAACCGGGGCAUUCGCAUUUACAAAGAGUUCGACGAUGUGGAGCUAGCCACUUGCACAAACGAUUAUAAAAAAAUAAUUCUGGUGAGGAAGGGCAACUUACACGUGGCAGAAGUGAUAGAGUUACAGGGGGAGACGAAUGGGUCUUCCUUUCAAAUCAGGGCGAAGACGCCCAUAAAGGCAAUUUGUAGCAGCCCUAAGGACAGCCACCUGGUGCUGUACUGCCAGUACAAGCCGGAGGUGUCAGCGCACAAUUUGUUCGUGUAUAGGGUUGGCGGGGUGGCUGGGAAGAAGAAGAAAAAGAAGAAAAAGGGGGAUGCCGCCGGCAAGGGGGGCCAGCGCGACGGCUCAGAGCAAAGCGAUGAUGAGUGCGGGGAGGGCGGCCAGAACGAGCAGCACGAUCAGCACAACCAGCACGAACUGCCCAACCAGCACAACCAGCACGAACUGCCCAACCAGCACAACCCGCUUAACGCUGUGGCUCCGCCCGUGCGCGUGGACACGCUGAAAAGCUACAGCAGCAAGACGUGGCCCUUCUACAAGUGGAGCGACAGCGAGUCCGUGUGUGCCCUCCGAAUGAACAGCAGCAUUUUUGUGUAUAAGGACAACGACUUCGCGUCCUACGUAAGCAAGGCGCAUUUUGAAAAUUUGGAAUUCUUUGACGUCUCCCCUGAGCAAAGUAAAAAAAAAGGAGUCCUCCUGGCGACAUACGAAAGAGGGAGUAAGGGCAAGCCAUCCGUUUUUAAAAUUUUUAAUUCGUCCAAUUUGCAGAGUCAUUUAUACACCAAGUCCUUUUUCAAUUCAGAUGAGAUGAAACUCAGUUGGAACAAAAAUGCCACUGCCGUUUUGCUAAAUGUACACACACAGGUAGAUAAGGAGAAGCAGUACUACUACGGACUUAGCAAUUUAUUUUUUAUAGAAACAGAAAAGUAUAGCGAAGUGAACAUAAUGACAGAUCGAGGCCAAAUCUAUGAUUGCAUCUGGUCGUAUAAUCAAAAUAAGUUUUACGUUUGCAAAGGAGACAUCCCAGCAGAAAUUGUUUCAUAUGACAGAUGUGCUAAUGUAGCUCAUUCGUUUGGAAGGCAUAAAUUUAACACCUUAAAAUUGAAUGGCUCUGAAAAGCUGCUUCUAACAGGUGGCUUUGGGAAUUUAAGUGGAGACAUCACCCUGUGGAAUACCUCCACUAAGAAGGAAGUCACAAAAACGAAAUCGUCAUGUGCAGUCGUCUGCGAAUUUUUUAAUGAUGGGAAGCAUUUCUUAACUGCUACGACUCACCCAAGACUUCGGGUGGACAACCAUUUGAAAAUCUUUACGCAUAAUGGAUUUAUCGUCAGCAGAAUAAAUUUUGAAGAAUUAUACAACGUUAUUAUUCUUCCCCUUAACAAGAUUAAAUUUUGUGAAACGGAUGCUUCUCUGGGUACCUACGUGGAAAACUCCAAUGCGCAGAUGUACAUACAUAAGCAGCUCGGGAUCGAUUCUAAGAAAACUGGCGUUUACAGGGCCCCUGGGACAUCUGCCGCGGCGAGCUUCACCCUAAAUGGGUUUAUGAAUGCCAAGAAGACUACGCAGAGGCUUAGCAAGCCAAAAACACCGGGCGCCAACUUCGUGCAGGAGCAGAAGAAGAAGGCCCCUCAGAAGAAGAAGAAAAAGAAGAAGAAUCAGCAAACGGGGGAGGGCGAUGCGGAGGCGGACACCCAGGAGAACGCCGAAGAGGACGCCCAGGAGGACGAACCGUAG
Messenger RNA from Plasmodium vivax (malaria parasite P. vivax), 2201 nucleotides. RefSeq lists its product as hypothetical. Gene Ontology annotation, biological process: translational initiation. Gene Ontology annotation, molecular function: ribosome binding; mRNA binding; translation initiation factor activity. Lineage: Eukaryota; Apicomplexa; Aconoidasida; Haemosporida; Plasmodiidae. The record is from RefSeq and is a predicted model, not a curated record. Gene Ontology annotation, cellular component: cytosolic small ribosomal subunit. The transcript has a single exon. Bases 168 to 2201 code for a protein of 677 amino acids.